Sugiyamaella lignohabitans is the source of this 933-nucleotide messenger RNA. RefSeq names its product proteasome regulatory particle lid subunit RPN11 (gene RPN11). Gene Ontology annotation, molecular function: metallopeptidase activity; protein binding; proteasome binding. Lineage: Eukaryota; Fungi; Ascomycota; Dipodascomycetes; Dipodascales; Trichomonascaceae. The coding region runs from base 1 to 933 and encodes 310 amino acids. Gene Ontology annotation, biological process: proteasome-mediated ubiquitin-dependent protein catabolic process; protein deubiquitination. The transcript has a single exon. The record is from RefSeq and is a predicted model, not a curated record. Gene Ontology annotation, cellular component: proteasome regulatory particle, lid subcomplex.
AUGGAUCAUAUUCAACGAUUGCUCGGACAAGGAGGUGGCAUGGGUGCUCACCCAGGUGUUGAUUCGCCUGUUGUCGACAACUCCGAGACCGUUUAUAUUUCCUCAUUGGCUCUAUUAAAGAUGUUGAAACAUGGCCGAGCCGGUGUACCAAUGGAAGUCAUGGGUCUUAUGUUAGGCGAGUUUGUUGAUGAUUUCACUGUUCAUGUCAUUGACGUGUUUGCCAUGCCUCAAUCUGGUACUGGUGUUUCAGUCGAAGCUGUGGAUGAUGUGUUUCAAACUAGAAUGAUGGAUAUGCUUAAACAGACUGGUAGAGAUCAGAUGGUUGUUGGUUGGUAUCACUCGCACCCUGGAUUUGGUUGUUGGCUGUCAUCUGUUGAUAUUAAUACUCAGCAGUCAUUUGAACAACUGAACCCCAGAGCUGUAGCUGUUGUGGUAGACCCUAUUCAAUCCGUCAAGGGUAAAGUCGUUAUCGAUGCUUUCCGUCUCAUUAACCCAGCUUCGUUGAUGAUGGGUCAAGAACCUCGUCAAACCACAUCUAACCUUGGUCAUUUGAAUAAACCAUCUAUUCAAGCUCUUAUCCAUGGUUUGAACCGUCAUUACUACUCUAUCAACAUUAACUACAAAAAGACUCCUCUAGAAGAGACCAUGUUGCUCAAUUUACACAAGAGUGAUUGGUCAUCUGGUCUGGCGCUUAAGGAUUACACGGUUCAUGACCAUGAUAAUCAUGAUGCCGUCAAGCAGAUGGUCAAGCUUGCUGACCAAUAUACAGCCCGUGUAAAGGAAGAAAAAGAGCUGACAGAAGACCAACUCAAGACGAGAUAUGUGGGUAAACAAGAUCCUAAGAAGCAUCUUGAGGACACUGUUAACCAACGUCUUGAGGAGAAUAUUGUCUCUAUUCUUGCUGGAAAUGUCGACACUGCUUCAUUCCACUAG